This is a messenger RNA of Nylanderia fulva, 1528 nucleotides long. RefSeq names its product odorant receptor 4-like. Gene Ontology annotation, cellular component: plasma membrane. Gene Ontology annotation, biological process: detection of chemical stimulus involved in sensory perception of smell; sensory perception of smell. Gene Ontology annotation, molecular function: olfactory receptor activity; odorant binding. The record is from RefSeq and is a predicted model, not a curated record. NCBI's taxonomy places the organism in Eukaryota, Metazoa, Arthropoda, Insecta, Hymenoptera, Formicidae.
AGAAUAAACAAUUCAAAUAAAUUUUAACGGAAGAACGAAAGUGUAAAAAUACCAAAAGUUAAAACCACCAAGAUGUAAAGUACAUUCUGCACGAUCACUUGGGUCAUCAAACGCAUAUCUGUCAGAAUGACAGGAGAUGAAAGGACGCGGCGUGUCUGCGACGCAAGCGCACGACCUUGCGAUCGAUGUCCACGCAACCGCUUUGUGUAGUCUUAAACGAAACUUGUAAUUGUGAACAUCAUGCCGAGUGCAUAUCGCGAUAAAUCUGCAGUAUCGCACAACUUUAGCUUUCAGCAAGAUAUUCGAUACAUUUUCAAAAUAAAUAAAUGGAUUCUGGGCUCGCUGGGUCUCUGGCCAGUAACAAUCCGGGGAAUCGGGCAACAUACAUUUAAAAUUACGUUCGCGGUCUGUAAUUUCGUAAUAAUCUUCUCGAUAAUGCCCUGCGUUCUGCAUAUCCUUUAUGACGACGAAGAUACCAUUAUGAAACUUAAACUAUUCGGCGUACUGGCAUAUAGUUUUACUACCAUAACGAAGUACUACAUUCUCACGAUACGACGCCCUAGGAUACUGCGCUGCAUCGAAUAUAUCAAGAAUGAUUGGUGGCAGGUGACAUUUGUAAGUGAUCGUCAAAUAAUGCUGAAAUAUGCUGCCUCUGGUCGGAAUUUAACGACAAUCGGCAUAUCUUUCAUGUACAUUGCUGGCAUGACUUAUCACACGAUUCUCGUUCCAUUCUUUUCCGGCGAGCACAUAAUCAAUAAUAAAACCGCCAGACCGUUAGUGUAUCCGAUUUACAGUAAAUUUCGUCAGUCCCAAAUUAGCCCACUAUAUGAAAUUACAUAUGCAGUUCACUGCAUUUGCGGAUAUAUCAUAUAUUCGGUGACAGCUGGUACAUGCGCACUGGCCGCUCUAUUUACUGCUCAUGCAUGUGGACAAAUCCAAAUAGUUAUAUCAAGAUUAGAAAAUCUUAUAGACGGUGAAAAAUUCAAGAAAGGUCCAAAUGUUCAUCAACAAAUUGCUGCUAUCGUAAAAAAUCAUGUUCAAAUAAUAAGGUUUGCGGCCACUGUAGAGGAAAUUUUACAAGAAGUGUGUUUAGUGGAAUUCAGUAGUUCUGUAUGCACGAUAUGUCUACUCGAAUACUACUGUAUACUGGAUUGGCAAGCAGAUGAAAAAUUUGGUCUAAUGACUUAUAUUUUGCUCCUUGUUUCAUUUUGUUUUAAUGUAUAUAUAUUGUGCUACAUCGGUGAACUUCUCAUGGAGAAGAGUAGUGAAAUUGGAUCAAUAUGUUAUAUGAUAAAUUGGUAUGAAUUAACACCAAACUCAGCUCGUAGUCUUAUAUUAAUGAUAGCCAUAGCCAGUCAUCCCAUAAAAUUCAGUGCUGGUGGAAUGGUAGAUCUAUCAUUAGCAACUUUUGGAACUGUAUUAAAAACCAGUCUAGCAUAUCUGAGCUUUCUAAGGACAUUAGCAGUGUAAUAUGUGAUUAAAAUUAUGACACAAAGUAUUUUGAAUUGUGACUUACUUAUUCACGACA